Molecule: messenger RNA, 17992 nt
Organism: Bacillus rossius redtenbacheri
Lineage: Eukaryota; Metazoa; Arthropoda; Insecta; Phasmatodea; Bacillidae
Gene: Naus
Product: CTTNBP2 N-terminal-like protein
Exons: 11
Coding region: 265-2202 (645 amino acids)
Source: RefSeq, a predicted model, not a curated record
UUGAUGUUUAUUGUAUUUAUACUGGUAUUGUGAAAUUGUAUGCUGACUGGUUAUUAUUAUGAAGUUUGUUUGUAGUUUUUAUUUUUUAAAACGACUAGAGCUAUUUAGUACUGAGCGAAUUAUUAGUAACAAUCUGAGUGUUUAUUUUUAAUUUUGGUUUUUCUAAAGAUACGACAAAUACAAAGGGAAGGAACAUUAGGAAUAAAAAUCUGACUUGAUGCAUGUACUUUAUAUUAUUUGUGGCAGUAGGAUACUUUGAUUUAAAUGAAAAUGGCUUCCAACUUGAACACCUCCAAAAUACCGAUACAGGAAACGUCAAAAUCUCCGCAACACCAACAUAAAAUGCCGGCAUUCGAACCUUUGGAUAAACCUAGCAAUACUCUUAAGAGAAACCCAAAAAUGGAAUUGGGAAAGUCUGAUUUGUUGAAACUUCUCAGUUAUUUAGAAGGAGAACUUCAGGCCAGAGACAUAGUAAUUGCAACUCUAAAGUGUGAACGUGUUAAGCAACUUCUCAACCAAGGUCGCUACCAGCCUCUCCUUCUAAAUGAUCCUCAUGCAGCUCUUCAGAGGGACAGCUUUGCUUCAGCAGAGUCUCGUGUGGAUGAAGCUGAAAUUCGCUCUAUAGCAAAUCAACAAAUGGCUUCAUUAGAAAAUCUUGUUCUCCAGUACAGACGUGGCCAAAUGCGUUUAAGUAGAAUUCUUAGAGAUGCAGAAGAAAGGCAUAAAAAGGUUAUUGAAGAACUUGAUGAGGAAAUACGAAAGCACGAGCACGAUACAGCACAAGGGGAUGAUAUCACUUACGGCCUAGAAAAGGAAAGAUCCAGAUUAAAGCAGGAACUGGAGUUAGAGAAACAAAAAAACAAGAAACUUGAGAAGGAUUUAAAGAAAGUUUCUGAUAUUUUAGAGGAUGAAAGAAGCAGGCAGAAACAAAUAGUUCUUCUGUUGCUGGCAGAAAGGAAAAAAAUAAUAAUGAAAUACGUAGAAGAACGAAAACGAUCAGAAGACCUAGCUCAGAUUUUAACUGAAGAAAAGACCCGUAUCGAUACCAUGGCUGAAGGACUGGAAGAGGAAAGCAAGAAGUCCUUACAAAUGGAAGCUGAACUUGAGAAACAGUUUGUUCAGUUUGAUUUGGAAAGGCAAGAGCUGAAAUCUGCUGUGUCCAAAGAAGAAAGCAGAUACAAAGAUUUGUUGGGUGAAUUGGAGAAAGCAAGAGCAGAAGCAGAUUCCUUAAAAAAACAACUGGCAGAAGCUCAUCAAGUAGCAAUGUUUCAAGCUGGAACGGCAAGCAUGAGCCCUCCACGUGUCAGCGUUGGACUUCCGAAAGCAGCCAUGACGCUUAUACCACCUCAACCUCCAGUGAAGCCUUCGGUGGUCACAAGCCAGGGAAUGCCACGCAUUUCAGGGACAGCUUUGCAGCAGGCUCCAACUGGAAUGUCCAAAGUGAGUGGUUGGGCUCCUCUAUCGCCAAGGCCAGAUGGCAGCAUGUCGCCCCCUCCGGGAGCAGGCCUACCAAUGAUGAGCAGCGUAGCCAAAGUGGUGCAGCCAACUGCUACCGUUUCAAGUGUACCAGUUUCUGGGCCUACCACUGGCAUUGCUCGCUCAGUUUCACCUGGUCAAGGCCUUCGCAGUUUGGUUUACUCACCUACGACCACACCAACAGCAGCUACUACUUGGGGUCACUCUAGUCAUUCCACAUCCGCUCCGAGCACAGAGCAGGUGGCAGAGAAGAGAAGCCACCUGCAACUUCAACAACAGCCACAGCAACAACAGCAGUCCUCCCCUCCUCCAUCUCAACAGCAGGCAUCACAAGUAGUACAAGUAACUCCUCGUGUCAGUUUGUCAGCAUCUCCAGGCACGAAGGUGUUCACAACAUCACAGGGAGGAAAGGUGACGUUCCAUGUGACAGCAAACAUGGGAGGCUCUGAGUCACCACAGCAACUUCUGAAGAAACCGGCCCCUCCUGGCCGGGGGGUCCCCCCACCCAUUCCCCCCAACAAGCCUGUGGUACCUCCAAAAAAGGAGGCGGUGGUAGCUCGUCGGCCGGAGGCCACGCCCCCAUUCGAGGCGGUGAAAGCUACAGCAGGGGUAAAGCUGGGCAUGGCUCUAUCCAAGGGCCCUCUACAGGGUGGGGACCCCCAGUGCUCGUCUACCCAACCGCCGCACCAGUUGCCCAGCCGCAGCUGGCUCCGGCAAGUGAGGUGACUUGCUUGACUGGCAUUAAGCUGGAGGAGGGGAAAUCUAAACAUAAACCAGUGAGUUUGUGUGUGUGCGUUAAGUGAGAGCUUGUGGCCAUGUAGCAGUGGGUGACAGUUCUCUCUCUCUCUCUCUCUAAUCUUCUUUUGUGUAUGAUUCCUCAGCUUUUAAAUGCAACAUUCCAUGAUGCUUUGAAAGCCGCACUUCAAAGCCCGGCUUUUUAAGUUCUUCAGCUCGGGCACGUCUCACUGACGUGCCUGAGGUGGGUGCUAGUUUUAUAAAAGAAACUAUCAAGAAAGGGUAGCUUGUGCCUUUUUUUUUUUUCUAUUCUGGAAGAGGAUUGGGUUCAAAAAAUACCAUAUAUAGCUGGGAAGGGAUACACAGCUGUCUUUCGUUUUUAGGAGGGGUCGUAAAUCAGUAGGGGAGAGGCAGAGAAAAGUGAGCUGGCCUCACUCCCUUCUACAUAGUAAUAAAGUAGCACAGAAAGCAGACCAAAAAAAGGUUCCAAGGUUAACACCAGUGCCAUAUUUCUUACGCAUCAAUUAGCUGAGACACGGAACAAAGACUUCACUUGUACCUACUCUACUCUAGACGGAUAUAGGUGUGAUUCAUUUUCGAGGGCUAUCCUUACCAUGGAAAAGUUUUAUUUUUAUGACCCAAUUUAUAGCAGUUACCCAUACGCAGGGGCCACUCUUACAGUAGGUGAAACAUGUUAAGUAAAAAAAUUUUACUUAUUGCUGUCACAUUUUCUAUUAGUUAUUAUUUUCUUAACUUUUGUAAAUUCCACCUCCUAUUGACAUGUUUUUCCCAUUUUCGGCCACAGAGAAAAUAACUCAACUUACAAAUAUUUUCAGUAAUAAAAACAUCACUGUUCAUUGUGUUUAUGCCUCUGAUAUUUGUGCACCAUUUAGCCAAAACUAUACUUUGCAUUUUUUUAUGGGAAAUGAGACUAUACCAUCUGUACAGUUUGGUUUACUGUUGUAGCUAACUGCUGGUAGUAUAGUAACAUUGUGAGAUACACAAGCUGCAAUGUUUGUAAUCUCUCUCAUAUUUGCCAAUGUCGGCACCUUGCUUGUAAUGCACAUAAUACGUCCGCCCCUCGAAGUAAUGCUCUAAUUUUUUCCAGGAAAACAGAGCGCCCAUCAAAACAGCGCUAAUCAAAUACAUUUUUCCCAUAAGAUGUAUGUUAAUUAAAAUAUUUGUUUUUCCAAUCAGGUAAGUGUACCUGCUGACUACUAUUUUAAUUAAGACACUGCUCCUGUUGACAUUAAUUUACAGUAAAAAUAUAUGUCUAAAUACAUUUAAUGUACUUUUAAACAAAUGUUAAAUGACAUUUUCAGACUUAACGACCUAAAAUUAAAUUUAAAAAUUCACUUCUCCCAUUGUUUACAUAGUAGAUCUUAGUCAUAGCAUUCCUAAGUAGGUGAUAACAUUUUGGAGUUACAAAGUAAUAAUGCUAAUAAUAUAAGAUAUUCAUUUCAGUUCUAAUAAUAACUAAAAAAAAAAUAAACUUGAAAUUUUCUAUGAUUAAAAUAUUAUGUAACCUGUUAACGUAAUUCCCGACUCUGUUGUUUACUAUAUGCAUGUCUGCCAUGAUUUGCUACUAGCACACCUUAAUAGGCACGAGGUAAACUAGUCCUGAAAGCUUCUAUCUUUACUCUCCAGAGAUGCUGCUGACAUGUGGGAUGGUGUAAAAUAAAUUGGCUGAACACAGAACACACAGGCGUCGUCAAAGAUAAAUACACAGUGAAGGAAGCGAAUAGCUAUUAAGGAAAAAGCAAAAUAUUGUUUGUUGAUUUGUGACAUUAUUAAUUCAUAUCAAUGGAUUUAAUGCUUAACAUUGCCAUUGUGCGCACACAGAAAUAAAAAUAUACGUGAAAGAUAACAAUGUUACUUCGAAUCUAUGACUGCGCUUCUUCAAAUCAUUCCUUAAUUUAUUGGUGUCGUCACUUCAAAACUGUGCUAAACGAACAGCGUUAUUUCGAGGGGUGGGUGUACCCUGUGGCUGCUUGAAGCUGCUAGCAAUUUUUUUUUAAUCCUUGUUUUUUUAGGCAUACAGCAUGAAACACUGCAAUGACACUUUUAAUAUACUGGUUUUUGUAUGUUGUGCAUUUAUUUAUUUACUGCGAUUGGAAUUCCAAAAAGAAGUGAUGUCUUGGGGGUUGUCAUCGAGGUGGUUGUGACAAGCAUCUAUAGGAUGCCACCACAUGGAAGGACACGCGGACCUGGCAAAGACUCUAGGUAACAUGAUGUGACCCUUGUGGGUGCAAUACUUGAAUUUCCCCCAAUCCAUCCGACCACAGGACCUGUCUUACUCUAAGCGUCGGCGUGCUACUUACUGCUUAAGGAAGAUGCUUGCCAUUGGGCUCUUUAGGCAUCCCACAUGCCGCAGUUCCUGCAUCAACACGUGGCCAUUCAAAAGAUACACUUACUAUGUUAACUGGCAGGAUUGGGUUUAUUGGCUACAGCUCUCAUACGAAAUUAAGUUAACCGACAAAUUAAAACUCUUCGAAAUACACACCAGCAUGUAAUUGGAAUACAAUGAGGUCCAGGACACCAAGUUCGUGGACUAAGUUAGUUGAUCAUCGUUGAAGAAAAAAAAUUCAGCAAAACGAGAAUAAAAUAUGUAAAUUAAACAGUCUACCACCCGAAAUAGCCUCGAGGAAAGAUGAAAAAGAUUUAUAAAUACUUAGGCAAACUGCGAAUGUAACAGAUUAGUGACGAAAAAGUUGAAGUCCUCAGAGUGCGAUGAGCAUCCAUCUUUUUAAGUGAUAAUCUCGAGAGACUGGGGUGAGUGCAGCACACAAUGGCCACAGGAAGGCAUCCAACUGCUGAACUAGAUGUCUGUUAGGUCAAUUCCAAAACUGUGUCAAGGGCAAAACAUAAUAAAUCCUUCAAUAAAAUCCUUAUAAAAAAGCAGAGACUCUUUUACAAUAAUAUUAUUUAGUUAUGUAAUUAUUUCAAUUUAACUGAUUGUAAAAGAUAUUGUGAAAUGGGUUGCGUUUCUAAACCCACGUGCAUAGUGUGGCUUUGUUAUUAUUGUUCUAGCAGCUUAAUUGGAAACAUGCACACUUGAGCCAUACAAAUAAAAAUUUACAAUGUUAGUAUUUACAAUGGAAGUAGUGUACAUAUUUUAAUAUAUUUUGCAUACAAUUAAAAAUAAAUCAAUAUUUCAUUAAAAACAUGUUUAAAAAUAGCACUUGAAUUCGGAGUUAGUUUAAAGUGGUGCUGUUCUGCACGUUUAUAAAUAUUUUUGAAUAUAAAUAUAUUUAUCGGUACUGAUAGGGUGAAACUUUCAAGGGAAAAUUACCUGUUAAAAUUUUAUUGUUUCAUUUUUAUAAAGUGGCUUAUUUUCCUGUUGAUAGUUGUUAACUCAGAUUUUAUUGUACAAAAAAUAGGCUGUAUUAUGCUCAUGCACAGUCAUGUAAUUUGAUUUUAUUUAGUUUUUAUUUUAAUCACUUUUAAUUUUAUCAUUUCUGACAAAUCACUUUCAAUUAAAACUUGCUUGUAAUUUAAAUAUCAACAUUUCGGUAGUAAACAACUAAUUUUGUUGCUAAACAUUAAAACACUGUCUUGUUCGUAAAAUAUCAUUGCUUAUGAGAAUUUUGGAAACAUUUUAAAGAAAACUAAUUAAAUUUAAUACUAGAAUGGAAUCAAAAUCUAUUGACAAAUUGAAAGGUACAGCUUUGAAAAAUAUUGACAUAUAAUCUAAAAAUCUAUAAAAUGAAUUUCAUUAGGUUUUUUUUGUCUCCAUCUGCCAUUUUGUUUCAAAUGGACGAGGGCAACAAAAGAAUGAAAACGUAUCUAAUAUUUUACUAGAGCCUAGAGUGUUUUUUAUAUUGAUACAUUUGUAGCAGUGACUCCAGUUUUGUUAGCCACUACAAAUAUUAUAAUUGUUUGCAUGUUAAAACAAUACUCAUAAGUCAUAACAUCACAAUACUGCAUGGGAAAAUAAGAUAGUGGUAAUGGUAGAUGCCACAAAAAGUAUUUUGUGAUUGAUUCACAUUUUUUUCAAAAAGCAGCUACUUUACACAAUCAAAGUUAGAAAAUUUACGAUCGGCACUCAUUGCGAAAUACGUAAUUAUUUAUUUAUUUAUAAUUGUAACAUGCCAACUAACAGGACAAAGUCUUUAAUGGUAGGCACACAAUUAGACACAAAUACACUCACAAAAAUAAACAUAAAUGAAAAACACAAAACAAUACAAUAUAAAAACAAAACACACAUAACAAAGACAAUAAAACAAAAUUCAAAUGUUACAAAUUAGACAACACAGAACUAAAAACACAUGAUCAAAGAACUAAGGAAAAAAUUAAAGUCUAUCAAAUUUAUGAAAGUUGGUUAUUAGCCUAAAGAUAAGAUCAUUGUUUCUGUUAACUGUACAUAAAGUGGAAGUUAAACGACUAUUAAAAGGAGUUACUCUUAAACUGGUGUUGUCAAGUAUAUAUUUACAGUUCAAUUUGUUAGUAUAACAGUUUUUAAUGAAAAUAGAGUCAAGUAAUUCUCUUCGACUUGAGAGAGAUAUCAGAUUGGGUAGAGGAAUUAAUAAUAUUUAUUAAUUUUUUCUGUAUGUUUUUGAUUUUAAUAUUAUCGUACAUAUUGAUGUUGUUCCGAAUUACUGAGCAGUAUUCUAGUUUUGACCUAAUUAAUGCUAAAUAAAGAGAGAGGAUAGAAUCAGUUUUUGUAGCAUAAUAUGUGACAUAUUUAAUUAAAGCUAAUGUUCUUCGGGAACUAGAAAUUAAAUGUUCAACAUGUUGGUGAAAGAACAAUUUAGAAUCUAGAAUGAUACCUAAAUCUUUGAGAGAAGAGGAUUUCUGAAUUAAGGUGUUGCCUAAUUUAUAAUCAUAUUUGAUAGGAAGGUAUUUUCUAGUAAAGGAUAUUAUUAUUGUUUUGCUUUUAUUGAGGGUCACAAGAUUUGCUUUACAGCAGUUAUUAAUUUCAUUAAUGUCAGUUUGUAAUAAUAAACAGUCAUUAAAAGAGAAAAUUUUUCUACUUAUUUUUAGAUCAUCUGCGAAUAGAGUGCCAGAAGAAUGAUUCAGAAUUUGAGUAAUGUCAUCAAUAAAUAUGUUAAAAAGUAAAGGAGACAAGGUACCACCUUGAGGAACUCCAGAACUAGCUAUACAAUUUGAAGAAUUGGAGUUGUUGAUAGAUACAAAAAAAGUUCAUUUUUAAAGUAACUAGAAAACCAAUUAACAUAAUUGUCACUAAGACCGAAAUUAUGUAACUGAACAAUAGUUUAUGUUUUGUAACUAUCCAACAAAAAAUUAUUUUUUUUUUUUUUUGAGUUUUCAUUUAAGCUUUUUUAUUGAAAAUCUUCUACCCCGCUUUCCUGAGUGUGGAGAACAUACUCAAUUCUCUACCUUCAGCUUUUUAUUGCUGUUUAAAAUAAUUAGCUAAAUAACAAAGCAGACCUACUUUGGAGCAUAAAUAUUAACACAAAAUUUAUAUUUAACCAUUUUUGUUAAGCUCUUUGCAGACACAUAUAAAUGAGCUUAAGAAAUAUUCUCUCAUAUUUCUAACCUUCAAAAAAAAUUAGACUCAACGUAUAUUUAAUGUCAUGUAAUAAAUAUUAUUUAAGCUACCCUUCUUAUUAUCUAUAUGUUCAAUGAUACAUAUCACUGUCUCGUGCGUGAGAUUUCAGAUAUUUGUAGUUUCAUGUCAUUUAAUUGAUAUCCCAAGCAAAUUGGAGACAGAUUGAGGAAAAAAAUACACACACACACAUAUAUAACAUGAUUAUGCUUUGCCAACUGUAUGUGUGCGCUGUGCCCGUUGUAACACGCUAAAACUGAAUGAACACGGAGACAAAUCAAGGAGCGUAAAUAAAUAAGUUACUUGCUGCAACAGAAGCUGUCCCAUCAUUAUCUUAAAAUAACAUUUCCCUCAUGCAACAUCCACGUGUCGUCGUCGUUUUUCAUUGCCUUAUCAGCGAUAACCAAGCCCAUGUAUAUAGAUCUCGGGAUGGUCAGGAGGGCCUCCCCUGGGAACUUACAGAUCCCAUGACCAAACCUCUUCCUCAUCUAAGAUGAAAAAAAAAAUCAUAUAUAUAUAUAUAUAUUUGUUACCCCUUGUAAUCUAUUAUCAUAACUUUCUUCCAGGUAGAUUUUCUUGUACAAAGCUACCGUGGCCAAGACUAACGUGAUAUGAGCAUAUCACAUAACUUAAGGUUCCCAGAUCUGUAAUUUUCAUCCUGCUAUUAGGGUAAAUUCAUGCAUUAAAAAGUCUUGAAAUGUUGACCGGGUCCCAGGGCUCCCCACUCCCCUUUUGAUGGUCCUGGGUAUGGUUUUAAAAGCCAAUUAAUUAUUAAACAUUUGUUUUAAAGUUGUGUCUUUACCAAAUGUAACUUGUGCCUAACUGUUAAAGCCUACACAAUAAAAAAAAAACACAUUUACUCAAGAUCAGUUGCUAUAGAAAAAAAAGUAUCUCGAAACUCUUGAACCAUUGUUAAAAUUUGUCUUGUGUUUUCACAAAUACUCUCAAAUCUGCCAAAAUCUAAUUUCUAAAGGCACUGUAAUUACUUAUUUAAUUCAGUUUUGUUCGUUUACUGAUAUCGGGCCAUCGAUAAAUCUACCAUUUAAAGCUGUGCUAAAUUUGCGCCAUUAUUUUCCGCAUUAGCUCCAACAGGAUAUAUACUGAAUGCCACGGUACAAGCAUACAUAUUUAAGUCAUCGUAGUGACUGAAGCUGUAAAAUGACCAAAUAUUGUGUUCACCUAUCCUGAGUAAACAUAAAUACCGUUCAUGUUUAUACUCUUACUGUGUGUCAAUUUUACGGGUUCAUAAUUAUGUCUUAUCAUAUAUUUGUUAAAUGCAACUCGAAGGAACAUUUUGGUUGAUUGGCAAGAGUUGCGUUCUCUCCCUUUUGUCUCUUUUGGACAUUGGUGUGUGAUCAUAGUUUGCAUACCCAUAGAGAGGAUUUUGUACUAAACUCUAAACUAGCUCAUCAUUUCUGGCAGAUUGGUGAUACAUAGUUGUGAUGCCUUUCUCCUUUGAAUUUUUUCAACAUUUUGUGGAGUGCUACAAGUAGACCCAACCCGUUACUCUUUUCAUGCUUCUGGAUACUACAGCACCUACCUUAUUUAUUAUGGGAUUCUGUUUUUGAGCAAAAAUUGUACUUUUACACUUUAAUUUCUGUUUUAUUUUAACCUGUGCUGUUUUUUUUACUAUGGUUUUUUUUAUCCACAUUUCAUCUCCUAUGGAGAUUUGUAUGAGAUUUUGAAGUAAUGCAGUUAUUAUUAUUCAUUUGAUUUUAAACUUUUAAAAUCCUUUUGGACUCAAUGCAGAUGCAACCUUUAACCCACUAGUUACACAAAUUAUGUAAUACAAUUCACCUUGAAUAGUGAUAGUGAUACAUAUUUCAAAAAGAAAAAAAGAAAACUUUGCAAUAAUUAAUUACUUUUUUAAGUAGCCAUAAAUUAAAAUGAAGCAUACAUAUUUCUAAUGGAAUUCAAAGAAUUUAAUGAUAUAAGACAGAAUGAUCAUGGAGGGGUGUAUUUAUAUUUUUCCAACAAAACUAAAUGACCAUCUUCUAAAGAAGCCAUUUCAUUCUUUAGUCAAGCCAUUUAGGAUGAGUUUCCUUCGGAUCAAAAUUUAUGCAAUUUGUUGCUGACAAUAGAUGUGCAUCUGUAGUAAAUUUAACCAAUCAUGAAGCAAAGAUUGUGUUUCGGUUUUUUAACACACAGCAAGUUCUAGAUAUUUUCGCAAAAAAUGCAUGCUCCUAUUUCUAAGAAGAUUUCCGAAGGAGAAGAUGAGCCACCUGCACUUUGUCUCGUGGACACCAGGAGUCUUCCUGCCACCAGAACUUUCUCACAACAAUUUAAUCACAAAUUUAUUAGAUAACUUUUCAAAAGCAUCUUAGUUUUCUAGUUCAUUAACUGCAUUGGCCUAUUUCCUGGAAAAGAUAUUGCUGUAGUUUAUUUGACUGUAGCAAUAAUUUUAAUCAUUCAGUGUAUGGGUUUAUUAAUGUUAUAAUUUAAUUUUACUACCAAUUUUUUUGUGUUUUCUUUUUAGAUAUAUGGUAUCCCAUCAAUUUGCACUUAAUUUUUUUUCUCAUUUACUGUGCCAAUCCUAGAUUUAUUUAUUUUGGCUUUCAAGAUUGUUGUAUAAGUUAUCAUUACUUCUAAAUCAAAUUACUAUAUAUAAUAAAUGUAAGCGUGGUUUGUCAGUGCGUGCCACUAUAACUCCGCAACCCACUCUCUCUGUCCCAGGAGGGGGUGGGGGGAAUUAUAUGAUAGGGUAGCCCUCCAUCCCCCAUCCAUGAAGAAGGUAUUGGUUUGUAACUGCAGUGGUUAAGUUCAAAUAUAUGGGUGACAAAAGACUUCUGAUGUGAAGUCGGUGAAGCAGCCGGGAAUUGAGUUCCGAAGUGGCCUAGAUGUGCCAGAAUGUUUCUGUGUAUUAUAGAAUGUUCCAGAGUAUUAUAGAAGGUUCUGAAAUGUUAUAGAAAGUACCAGACAGUUCUUUACCAUCAAAGAGAUAUCCUGUUCCAGAAUGUUAUAGAAAGUUCUAGAAUGUUCUAGAAACUGCAAACAGAAAUCCAGAAUCUUUUGGAACAUUCUCUAAUGUUCCAUUAUCCUGUUGUGGUAGGGAUAUGUUCUAGCUGAGAAGGGUACAUGUAGGUGAUGGCGAGACACGUCAGUGUACUUUAGUAAAAAUGUUUGGAAUUAAACACAUGCUUUUCUUACAAUUGCAAAAUAUCAGCAAUACCCAGAAAUUAUGUGAGCGAAGCUGCUGGUUAGCAUCUAGUUAUGGAUAGUGUGAUCAGCUAAAUCAUUGAGAAAAUCUAUUUUCAUGUUGGUGGUGUUUUGUGUUAUAUUUUCCAACUUCGGCAUAGUUAUUUUUGUAAUGUUUACUAAUUUAACCAGAUGUCAUGCUACCGAGCUCUCAGUUUGUUGAGCACCAUACAGUCUAGUACAGUCAAAUCACGGACACAAAGUUGGUUAAUGUUAGCACCUUUACAAAAACAUUUGCUGUCACUUUUGCUUUAGUAUGCAUGCUGUUUCAUUGGAAAUAGGUUCCAUUUUCUUGGGCAGGUUUAAUAUUUUUGCUUGUUAUAUUUAAUAUAAUUUCAUUGACCUGGUGACAUGUUUUGUCUUGAAGCUCUUUCUAUUACCUUCUGAAAUUUUACCAAUAGAUUUUUCUUUUGUGCUUCUUUGUCGCACAUUUUUUACUAUGAAUAACUUGUACUCCAUAUUGUCAGAUAACAUAACUUUGCAUAUUCAAUGACAGCUCUCAAAUCAUCCGGUUAUGCAGUUUAUUUGCAUGGUUUAAAAAAGUAUUUUUCUGUCAUCAUUCUGCCACACUGUUUAAUAUUUAAUUUUGGUUUUGUUGGUGCAUAGCACAAAGACCUUUUCAGGUGGGAUUUUUUUUUUUCAUGUUACAGUAGACUACAGAUUAUCCGGAUGCAGGUUAUUUGGUUUACGAGUUAACCAUGCCAUAUUUCACUUCCAUAAACCCUAAACACAAAAAUAACUUUUUACUAUUAAUUUUAUUUUGUGAUCAAUUUAUGUGAUAGAGCAUUUUAUGCUGUGAUUCAAGAUGAAAAAUUCUGCUAAAAUAGUAGUACAUACAUAGUUGGUAAGUGUUAGUUAGUAUGCAUCAUGAACUUCGAAACUGCUAGGGUAAAUUAUAAACGCACCCCUGUAAGUCGUGUGUGCUUGUGUUCCACAUGCCCUUGUGAAUCGUGCUCAGGUUGGCGCUGGCAUGGAGCUGUUCCGUGACACGCAUGCGAUAAUGGGCCUGCUUAGUUUCAAGGCAGCAGUCACAUAGCGUGGUAUUGUUUUCUGUUGUAAUCUUCAGACAGUAAUAUCUAAUGAUAAAUACAAACGAGUGGUACUUGACAUUUAAUAAAAAUUAAAAAUGAGCAACCAGCUAAAGAAAGGAAGAAGUACAAAACAGCUGUCCCAAGAAUAUGGCAUUGGGGAACUAACUGUACUUGAUUUACAAAAGAAAAAGGAUGAGCUGUUAAAUUUUGCAUCCAUGUCUGACUACUACAAGUGGUUUGCAGAAACAAAAAACCAUUAAGCAUUACAUGUAUCAAGAUCUGGACAAGGUCAUAGAAGAAUGGUUUAAUCAACAACGGGCUCUAGAGAUCCCUGUCAGGCAUAAUUUGCAGCAUACAUGCAAAAUUAUUUUUUGAAAUUCUGGGUCUGGAAGGGAAUUUUUAUGAAUCUUCUGGAUGACUAACAAAAUUCAAAAAUUGUCAUGGAAUUUGCGAAAUUAGUAUCCAAGGUGAAAAGUUAAGUCAGGAUCAAACAGCUGCAGAUGCAUUUUGCGGUGUGUUUCAGGAACUCAUUGAAAGAGAGAAUUUAAUCCCAUAUCAAAUUACAAUGCCGAUGGAACUGGGCUAUACUGGAAAUGUCUCUCUACACGAACCCUAGCAUACAAGAGUGAACAGUGUGUGCCAGGCCAUAAGGCUAGGAAAGGAAGAUUGACAGUUAUGUUUUGCUGAAAUGCUUUGAGGACACACAAGCUAAAAAAAAUUUCUUCAUAGGAAAGGCAAAAAAGCCUCAAUAUUUUACCUUGCAAGAACUGACUUGUACAUUCCAGUAAAGUAUUUCAACCAGAAGAGAGCAUGGGUGGAUAGAGUCAUAUUUAAGAAGUUGUUCGAUAACCUUUUGUUUCAGAAGUCAGUUAAUUUUUGAGAAGCGAAGGGUUACUAGAAAGAGUAGUGCUUGUGUUAGAUAAUGGUGGAAUUUUUAUCAAAUAUUUGCCACCAAAUGUCACUGCAGUAAUCUAGCCUAUGAAUCAAGGUGUGAUUUCUACCUUGAAACAAAUCUAUCGUUCAAGUUUGCUCCAAAAACUAGGCCUGUGCGAAUAUCAGUUUUACAGUUUCAAUCUAGUACAAAUAUGAAUACCAAAUUAUUCGCAAGUACAAAUAUUGAAUUUGAAUAGUAAAAUUGAAAGAAUUCUUUUUUCACAUCAUAUAAUAACUUCUGGAAAAUUAGACAAAUAAUAUAAAGUGAAAUGUUGGUUAGGUUAAGUUAUCUACAGUGUGGCAUUUCUGCCCCAUUUUCUUUCCUUGGUGGUUUUAUGUCUUUAAAAAUGUUUGUAUUAUUUUUAUUUAAAAAUGUUUGUAUUAUUUUUAUUAAUUUAUUUGGUAGCUUUAUUGUCUAAGAUGGUUUGUAAUUUUUUUAAAUUUAAGUUUUGUGUUUUUCUCCCUUUUUGAAUUCCUUUUGGCCGUUAUGUACAGGCAGAAGGCCUUGGUUUCCAGAAGGUUAUAGUUCGUCCAAAUAAAUGAGUAGUCAAGUGUAAGGCUGUAUUUUAUAUAAAAUAUUGGGAAUAAUAUUUAUGUUGUUAUUUUGUAAUAUUUUAGUCUUAAUAUUGCUGGAUGUAUUUUAAAUGGACUUUAAAUGUUAGGCCUCCUCACUGAGUAAGAAAUUUGAGACAAGACUUUAGCUGAGGGCGUGCUGUAAGAGGACGUCGUGACGUGACCGGGAAACGGAUGACUUCAGCGCGCGCAGUGUGGUGCGUUCCGGCUGUUGUGUCGGGCACCAGGAAGUAUAAUUUUGGUGCAUUAACCACAAAAGAGUUUAUGCUACUUUGCGCCGAGAUGCAUAAUCUUUACGUGUGAAAAAGAAACUGUGAUGUAUAGAGUGAUUGAAAACUUCUAUGCCUACACAGCAGGAGUUUUACGUAGCUAUGCAUGCAAUACAUUUUUAUGUUGAUCAGCCUUAAAACGGAGCUGUAGACGUGCUCAGGUAAGAGGUGGAAUGAAGUUUUACAAGUAAGUGGCCAAGAACAUUCAUCAAUAUUUACGUCCCACAGGAUACUGGUGUCGGUUGGCGUGUAUUAAUUAGACAGAUAAACUAUUGAAAUUGUAGUGUUGAAUUUUGCGACCCGAAUUGCCUUUAUAAACGGUGAUGAUUUUUGGUACCGGCUCACACGUAAAAAGUUCAGCUGCUUAUUGUAAGGACUUGUAAUUCAAGAUAUGAGCAUUAUGUUUACAUUGGAACUAGUACGUUAAAGUAAAUUUUAAUUAAUUUUUUUUUAUUUUUGUAAUUCCAGUUAUAGGAAUUCCUGAUUAACCGCCUCCUUUUUUUUUUGAUGUUUGAAAAUGAUACAGUUAAGUGAGGAUAGAGUUUGUCUGGAAACAAAUGAAAUCCAAAAUAAAGUUGCAAAAAAGUUCUUUAUUUAGUUUGAACUGUUACUUCAGAACCUAUCGUUAUCUUUUUUUUUAUUGAAAAGGUUUUUAUUAAUUUUGAAUUGUUUUUCCUUAAUGAAGGGUUUAAUACAUCAGAUAAUUUACAUGUGUUGAUGAAGUUAAAUAAAGAUUUGUAUUUAUUAUGAUGUGCGGAAGUUGUCACUUUUAACUCGGAUGAAGAGUAAAGGGGACAAAAAAUUAUAUUGACAAACAAUAUUUGUUGAAAUAUUUUAACUAUGAAAUAAAACAUUGUGUUUUUAAUUAUGCAGCUAACUUCUGUUAACCAAUCUUAACAUUACCAACCAACCUUUUAUUUCAUUUCCUAUUUGCCUCAUUUUCUAGAACCUGCUAUUCCACAUGUUGAUCAAGAAAAUUUUCAUGAAUGGCAAAAUAACAUGAAAUACAAUACAAUCCAUUUAAAAAAAAAAGUGAAUAUUUUUUUUAUUUCUGUAUUUACAAAUAAAAUGAACUUAUAUUCAUAUACUUAAACCCUAGUUAUUCACGAGUUUUCAUUGUUAACACAGUGUGACCAUGAUAUUUGGUGUGAAGAAAUGAAUACAAAUAAUUUUUCGUUUUCAAGUUUUAAAUAAUAAAUAUUACAUUUUUUUGAAGUAUUCACACAAUUGUUCCAUUACUGUUUAGCGAGACAGUAGUAAAAAAAACUUUAAUACUUGUUGCAUGUUUAAAACAUCGCUUAUUGAUCAUGUUUUUGAUUAUGAAGUCUCAUUAAAACAUCAUAAAUGGGGAUUUAUAUUGCACUAAUAACUUAACCUCAACCGUGAACAUUAUAUACAACAAAUUCAUGAAGUAUGCUAUUCCAAAUAUUCAUCAGGAAAUGAAGAUUCGUUAUUUCAAAGUGUAAGUAUUUAAGGUCAAAUCGAAUACGAAUAGUUUUUUAUUCUUAUUCGAAAAUUCUAAUAUUCGAAUAUUCUCACAGGCCUACCAAAAACCCAUUAACAAUGAAAAUGAUUCAAAAUAAUUUUAGAAAAAUUAAGGGUUCUGAAUGCUAUUUACAAAAUUUCUGCAGCAUGGGAUCAAAUUUAGCCAUCAAUGCGAGUAAAAUCCUGAAGAACAAUUAUUCUAAAUAAAGACGAUGAUUUAGUAGGUUUCACUAAUGGCAAAAUGGUAAUUUCAGCUACACAUUUAGCACAAAUUGCUAAUAAUGUAUCAGGUGGUGAGCAAGUACGUGAGCAAGAUAUUGUGAAAUGGUUGAAUGCGAUGUAAACCAGCCUGGCUGUGUUGUACGAACUGAUUAUGACAUCGUUCAGAAAAUGAUGGAGGAAGAGAAUGAGGGAGGAACUGGAAGUGAGAGUGAAGGUGAACAGCCCGUAAAAGUGUCACACACUCUUACGCACAGUUAUGCCGACGGUCUUCUCUACUACCUGGACACGGAUGAAGAUAGCCUCCUAAUGGACAAAAUGGUUUUACAGAGAAUUCUUUCCAAUUUUCUUAAGAAGGAAAAAGAAACCAAAAAACAGACUUAAUUGAAGGAUUUCUUUUGCUGCUGUGUAACUUUUAUGGGGACGUACAAUACGGCUAUGUUUUAGUGAUAUGUACUGCAACUGUUUCUGUAAAUUAUGUCUAACACUUUAGUACCUAUUAGCUAUGAUGUACUGUGCAUAUGUAUCAGGGUAUUAUAAUAAUUUUCAUUGUGAGUCAUGCCGAAAAAGCUGCCGUGAUGUACUUGGGUAACUGUACAUUUAUGAAUUAUGUUAGUCUGGAUAAAAAGAUUUUAACUAUACUUUUUUUCAACAUUGCUGUAACCCUCUUUUUCAGUUAUCGGUGGACCCCUUGCCAGUCAUUACCCUGAAUAAUCGGAAGUCUACUGCACUUAGUUAUCUUUCAUUGGUACUUUAUAAUUGCAUGGGUCAUACACAACAUGUUUAUACUGCUUUUAUACUGUCUAUAAAUAUAUAAAUAGCCAAAAAUAAUUAAUUUCUAUAUUUUCAUAUGUGUAAAUUUCUUGAGGUGAGAUGUAAAUAAUGAACGUAUUCACUGUAACAAUGCCUCAUCACAAAGUAAAACAUUUUAUACCACAUUUAUAAUUGUGAGCUUGUAAUUGAUAAAUUAUGAUUUUAUUUUAUUUUAAACUUUCUUUUCAAAACCUUUUAUAUUGCAGAGAAAUGAAAUUAUGCCACUUCCUUCACAAAUAACUAUUUGAUUUGGAACUCUGGCAAGUAGUUCUCUGGCUUGUUUCAUUGCUUCAUUCUUAAAAUUUUGUAUAAUUUCCAGCCAUUAUAAUCUUUUACAAAUGUACAUAAUUCUAGCACCAAUUACAUUUAUUGCUGUAAACUUUUGGAAUGUAAACAUACACAAAUUCUCAGAUCCUAGAAAUAUAAAAUUAAGUUUUUUUUGAACCCAAAUUUUUUUUCAAUUUUGUCUAAGAUGACAUAGGAAAAAAAAAAUAUGAAUAUGCAGGUGUGCAAUAGACAUUUCAGGUUGUGGUUAUAACUAAUAGAACUAAAUGUACUGUGCUGUUGUUUUAAAUCAUAAUUUCUUAAAUCUAGCCUUGUAUAUUCAUAUUCAUGUUUAUUCAUAAGGGAAUAUUUGUUAGAAUUAUUAUUUUAAACAUUCUGAUUUUAUGAUAUAGUUCAAACAUUUAAAUUAUUAUUACAACAGUUCUUUGCUGGAAGUGCUCACAGUAACUAACAAAUGUUACAUAUUUAUGGAGUGUGUGAACUUUAUAAAGCAUGCGAUGCAGUAUGAUAGGUUUACAAAUUCAGUUUUAAAAAUUUAAUGAAUUUGGGUUCAGGAAUUUUGCCUCCACCUAUAAAUCUAAUUGUUAAACUGUUGUGACUGACAUGUUACUACUAGAAUUUUUUCUAGGCAUACCAGACUUAAAAAAAAAAAGUUUCAAACUAUAUAAGUAAAUAAACAAAGUGAUCACGAAUUGAUUCAUCAUUAUUUUGAAUAUAGCAAUGACUGAAGUUGUAUGUUAACUUGACUUCAAUGUAUAUGCAUUGCAUUAACUAAGUAUGAAUUUGUAAGUUAGGAAAUAUCAAUAAUCUUUCUUUCUAAUCUAAUUAAUAUGUUCAGGGCUUAAAUAAAAAAGAAAAUUUUUACCUUUCAGGUAGCCCUAUUGGUGACAAAGUUUUUUUUAUUAGUGCUUAAUUUUAAUUUUAACUGUAGCUUCUUGGUUGUUCUAAUUAAAGGGUUAUUAUAUAACACAGGAUUGUAAUAACCUAACUAAUGUUUCCAUUAUCUCACUGUAAUGACAGUUUAUAACUUUUCAGAUAUCUUCUUUUUCCAAAAAAUAAAGUUUGUAAAUGAAUGCAAGUAUAUUUGCAUCUCUGCAAUUUAUUUCACUGACAACUGAGCAGUUAUUCCUAAACAAUAAAUUUUUUAUUCAUGAAUGGGUUGUUUACUUGGUUAUUUAAGUUUAAAAGUAUAAUUUUUGUUGCAGUAACUAUAUUAAUUUACAGAGAUGUUAAAAAAUUACUUUUUAUUCAUCUAAAAAAAGUAACCGUUUAUCUUGCAUGCAUACAAGGUUGUAAAUGGAGUUAGUUUCAGAAAACGAAAUCCGUUUUUUGUUGGAAACUUUUCAUAACUAUGUAGUUGAAUGUGUUUAAUGUUUUUGAUAUUAAAUAAAUUAUUUCAUGUCUGUGCAGUUAGGCAAUGUUGUUACAAAAUUAAGUUCACAGAUUUGCAAAUGAAUAACUGUGUAAUA